Molecule: messenger RNA, 1488 nt
Organism: Wallemia ichthyophaga EXF-994
Lineage: Eukaryota; Fungi; Basidiomycota; Wallemiomycetes; Wallemiales; Wallemiaceae
Product: Casein kinase I-like protein 1
Exons: 3
Coding region: 1-1488 (495 amino acids)
Biological process (GO): endocytosis; peptidyl-serine phosphorylation; signal transduction
Cellular component (GO): cytoplasm; nucleus
Molecular function (GO): protein serine/threonine kinase activity; ATP binding
Source: RefSeq, a predicted model, not a curated record
AUGUCGAGCAGCAGCGGCAAUAGCUCCAUCGUCGCUGUACAUUACCGAGUUGGCAAGAAAAUAGGAGAAGGCAGCUUUGGUGUGAUAUUUGAGGGCACAAACCUCCUUAACUCACAGACUGUGGCUAUUAAAUUCGAACCACGUAAAUCAGAUGCACCACAACUCCGCGAUGAAUACAGAUCCUACAAAAUACUCGCAAAUUCACCGGGAAUCCCUCAAGUCUACUACUUUGGUCAAGAAGGCUUGCACAAUAUCCUUGUCAUCGACUUACUUGGCCCUUCGCUUGAAGAUUUAUUCGAUAUGUGUAGCAGGAAAUUUAGCAUAAAAACGGUCGUAAUGACAGCCAAGCAAAUGAUUUCUAGAGUUCAAUCCAUUCAUGAGCGUAACCUCAUCUAUCGUGAUAUUAAACCUGAUAAUUUUCUCAUUGGUCGUCCGAAUACCAAGAAUGGCUCCACUGUUCAUGUUAUUGACUUUGGUAUGGCCAAGCAAUACAGAGAUCCAAAGACUAAGCAGCACAUUCCUUAUAGAGAGAGAAAAUCCCUUUCUGGCACUGCUAGGUACAUGUCCAUCAAUACUCACUUGGGUAGAGAACAAUCUAGACGCGACGACUUGGAAUCAUUGGGUCAUGUCUUCAUGUAUUUCCUUCGUGGUGGACUUCCUUGGCAAGGCUUGAAAGCUGCUACCAAUAAGCAGAAGUAUGAGAAGAUUGGUGAAAAGAAGCAACUCACUCCCAUCAAAGAGCUCUGUGAGGGCUACCCGGAGGAGUUUGGCAUCUACCUUAACUAUGUUAGGAAACUUGGAUUCGAAGAAACCCCCGAUUAUGAUUUCUUGAGAGAUUUGUUCACUAAAGUGUUGAAGAACUCUGGUCAAGUUGAAGACGGUGUCUACGAUUGGAUGUUGAUUAAUAACGGAAAGGGUUGGGAAGCUGCUCAAUCAUCUGCACACCGUGAUCAUCAUCACAGACAUCGUGAGAGAGAAAGAGAGAGAGCAGACUAUAGAAGAUCUCAAGCCGCUGCUGCUGCUGCUGCUGCUGCAGGUGGAAAUGGACAAAGUGGUAACACAGCAGGUGGCGUUUUACCACCAUCUCCCGCUUUAGUCAGACAUGGAUCGAAACGUGGUCGCAAUACAGGGAAUUUGAACACGUCGUCACAGAUGCUCACACCGGCAUCACCCGCUAAUGGUCAGCAACCACCGAAUUCACGCAGACAGUCACAGCAAAACCAAAUGAAUAAUCAACAUCCAUACGCCUCCACUACAGGUGCUGUUAUGUCUCCUUCAGAUGCUGGUGACGGAAAUGCAGGAUCUCCUUCGCCUGGAAGAGAAGGUAAUCGCGGGAAAGGAUAUUUUAACAAUCAACAAGAAAAUCAAGGUAUAUCAAAUCAAAAUGUUGAUCAAGCUGGUGGAAUCAAUCAAACUAACUCACAGGACAAGUCUAAGAAAGGUUCAAGUAAUAAAUUAAUGGACAUACUAACUUGCCGUUGUAUAUGA